Molecule: messenger RNA, 2850 nt
Organism: Dacryopinax primogenitus
Lineage: Eukaryota; Fungi; Basidiomycota; Dacrymycetes; Dacrymycetales; Dacrymycetaceae
Exons: 6
Coding region: 1023-2813 (596 amino acids)
Source: RefSeq, a predicted model, not a curated record
UAGACUCGAUCGAGCAUCUGGCAGGCGUUCAUCCUCAUCCAGGGGAAACGGCGUCUGCUUCUGCUUCUGUUGCUGCUCCUGCUCCUGCUUCUACUGCCUCACCCCCACGUCGAUCAACCGAUCGCUCCCCUUCCCCUUCUCACACCGCCAAGCCCUCUAUCCCAUUCUCUGCAUUCUCACUCAGACUCGCCCGUCACUCAUCUGAAGAACGCCGUUUGAAACAGAACAGCGUCGAUCGUGAGCUUGAUUCAGUUCAACCUCCACUAUCUCGAUCAGAUUCUGGAUCAAUACACGUGCAUAUGGGAUCGGGUAGGAUGACUCUUGAGGACAGGCUAAGAGGCGCUUUUACCAUUGGUGAUGACUCGGGCGCGGCGACUCCUGCAGAGGAACUGCCAGCGUUGGGCGUCGUUCCUCCAACGCCGCCGACGUUGACACCGGGAAGGACACCGCAGAAACUGGAUACGCAACUACCGCAGAUGACACUCGAAUACGCCGCUUCCAUUCCCUUGCCACCGAGUCGCCCAAGCUCACCAGAUCAGGGCAGCAGGAGGCAGAGGCAGUCAACCUCCCCCACUCCAUCCACCACGUCCCCAACCAUAUCCGCAUCCGCAUCCGCAAGCGCAAGCUCAGUCUCCCUCGUAGGAUCAUCAUCCCCACUCGCAUAUGUCAGCUCGGGCUCGGCAGCCGAUUUGCCCGCAACGAGCAUUCCCCGCACGCCGAGGUUGGCCGAGAGUAGGGAGGGGGUGAGCAGUCCCCGGUCCAUGAGUUUGCCGGAUGCUGCUCGGUUGGAUGCUGCAGAUGGAGGUUCGAGUGGGGAUGGAGAAGGGGAAAAGGGGAAGGAGGUGGAGCUUGAUCGACAAAAGGAAGUGCAAAGCCCCCUGACACUGCCAAACCCCCGCAGCAGGCGAGGGAGCGAGCUCCCAAACAGCAGCAUCAAAGAAGGAGAAGAAACUGCCCGACUGCGCGAACGACUAGAGCUCGUGGAAGGGCGGUUUGCCGAAAUAUCAACGUCGUUUAAGAAGAUGCAAGGGGAGCGGCUUGCGCUCCUCGCCGUGCUCAGGGAGCUCACUAAUCUCGAGACGCUCUCCCCUCAGGGAGUGAGGGAGUGCCUGCAAACCCUUUUGGACGAAAGCGGGAAAGCGAAAGAGGAAGUGGCGAGGUUGCAGGGGCUUAUAAAGCAACAGGAAGAGAGGAUGGACGAGCUCAGGGAUACGCAUAGGCUCGAAGGGGUAUCCCGGACCCAGCAGCUAGAACAAGUGCGCAAACAGCUCUCGGAGUGCGAGGCGCUGCUUACUGCUCAAGCUUCUAAGAGCGGGGAGGUGGACACGCUCAAGCUCGAGGGGGAACGGCUCAAAGGGCUCGUGAAAGAGGAAGAGGAAAAGCGAGGCAAGGCUGUCCAGCUGCUCAAGAGCGUCAGGCAGAAACUUGUCAAAGCCGAAAAGGAGAGAGACGAGGCUGUCUCUUCCUCUGCUGCCGCUGUGCGUAAUGCAGAAGAGGCGGCGCGGAAGGAACGAGAUGUGCGGGAGGAGUUCGAUAGGGAGAGAGAGAGGCUCAGGGGGGAGAAGGAGAGGGAAGUCGCACUUGUUCGAAGAGAUAUGGCUGCUGAGGUCUUGAGGGGUCGGGAGGCUGCGGAGAGGGACUUCAGGUCCAAGCGGGAAAAGUACGAGCUCGACGCUAUCCACGCUAAGGCCGCGUACGACAAAGAACUCUGCUUCCGUUUAUCCCGUAUCUCCGCGCUCGAGUCGUCCAACACCGCCCUCUCGGCAGAACGCGACCACCUGUUCGACGAACUCCAGCUUCGGCAGGCAGAGGUCGAGUCCUCCCGAUCGGCCUUAGAGCUCGCCCAGGCCCAGACUGGGGAACUUGGCUACCAGCUGAGGGAAGUAUCGGACAGGCUCGCAGUCGCUUUGGAGGAAGUUGGCGAGUUGCGCCGGGGUGCUGGGGGGGAAGAAGAGGGCCGGAGGAGGGAGGUGGCGAGGUUGUUAGCUGAGAGCGAGCAGCGCGCGGAGGGCAGAGUGGCGGAGCUCCGCGAGCGCUUGGCUGCUCUAACUAAGGAGAGGCAAGGCGCUGAAGAGGAGUGGACGAGGGACAUUGCUGACCGUGGGCGGGAGGUAGAGCGUUUACGCCGCGUCAUCGAUGGGAAGGACAGGGAGUACGCGCAGGCUGUGAGGGAGAAGAAGGAGCGGGACGAGAAGGUGGACAACCUUCAGCUGGAGAUGAGGCGGUUGUUGGAUCGGGUAGGCGCGGGGGAGGCGGAGGUUGCUGCGGGUCGGGUGGAGGGGGAGAGGCUCAGACGGGAGGAGGCGGCGUUGAGGCGGGAUAUGGAGGUGUUGAGGCUUAGGCUGGGAGAGAGGGAGAAGGAGCUGGAGGAAGUGAGGGGGAGGGAACAGCAAGUCAGGAGCAGUAAUAAGACACUCCGCGACGAACUCCGCAAAGUUCAGUCCUCGGCUGCGCUCCUCGAACGAGGGCGUAACCCCGGCGUAGGAUACUUCUCCGCCCGGACGGGGAUCACCUCGCCCCCGAACGGUGACGCCUCUGGGAGCACGAGCGACAUCCUUUCUCGUAGCUCGACGGACAACGGGAAUGGGAAUGGCUACCCUACUGCUUCUGCGCCUGCCCCUGGUAGCCCGGCGAGGAGCGAAGCCAGCCUGAGCAAGAACGAAGAAGAGGUCAAUCUGGAGUAUCUGAGGAACGUGAUCCUCCAGUUCUUGGAGCAUAAGGAGAUGCGACCAAAUCUCGUCAGGGUGUUGAGCGUCAUCCUCCGGUUCACACCGCAAGAAACCCGCAGGCUCGUAUCCAAAGUCGGGAACUAGAUCUCCGGCCGUUCGCAGCCCAAGGAGCAAAAGAAAA